Jaculus jaculus (lesser Egyptian jerboa) is the source of this 2931-nucleotide messenger RNA. RefSeq names its product 5'-nucleotidase, cytosolic II (gene Nt5c2). The transcript has 18 exons. Bases 87 to 1775 code for a protein of 562 amino acids. NCBI's taxonomy places the organism in Eukaryota, Metazoa, Chordata, Mammalia, Rodentia, Dipodidae. The record is from RefSeq and is a predicted model, not a curated record. Gene Ontology annotation, biological process: IMP metabolic process; adenosine metabolic process. Gene Ontology annotation, molecular function: 5'-nucleotidase activity.
UUACAGUUUCAGAGUUCAGAUUGGAGGUUGUUGAUUGAAGAAGAAAAGCAGAUUGUCAAGGCAACAGAAUUCAUCACACAAAUAACAUGACCACCUCCUGGAGUGAUCGGUUACAGAAUGCAGCAGAUGUGCCUGCAAAUAUGGAUAAACAUGCCUUGAAAAAGUACCGUCGGGAAGCCUAUCAUCGGGUAUUUGUGAACCGAAGUUUAGCCAUGGAAAAAAUAAAAUGCUUUGGCUUUGAUAUGGAUUACACCCUUGCUGUGUACAAGUCUCCGGAAUAUGAAUCCCUUGGCUUUGAGCUCACUGUGGAGAGAUUAGUUUCUAUUGGCUAUCCCCAGGAGCUGCUCAGCUUUGCUUAUGAUUCUACAUUCCCUACCAGAGGACUUGUCUUUGAUACACUGUAUGGAAAUCUUUUGAAAGUUGAUGCCUAUGGAAACCUCUUGGUUUGUGCACAUGGAUUUAAUUUCAUAAGAGGGCCAGAAACUAGAGAGCAAUAUCCGAAUAAAUUUAUCCAACGAGAUGACACUGAACGAUUUUACAUUCUGAACACACUGUUCAAUCUACCAGAGACCUACCUGUUGGCCUGCCUAGUAGAUUUUUUUACUAAUUGUCCCAGAUAUACCAGCUGUGAAACAGGAUUUAAAGAUGGGGACCUCUUCAUGUCCUACCGGAGUAUGUUCCAGGAUGUAAGAGACGCUGUUGACUGGGUUCAUUAUAAGGGCUCCCUUAAGGAAAAGACAGUUGAAAAUCUUGAGAAGUAUGUAGUCAAAGAUGGAAAGCUGCCUCUGCUUCUGAGCCGGAUGAAAGAAGUAGGGAAAGUGUUUCUUGCCACCAACAGUGACUACAAGUAUACAGAUAAAAUCAUGACUUACCUGUUUGAUUUCCCACAUGGCCCCAAGCCGGGGAGCUCACAUCGACCAUGGCAGUCCUACUUUGACCUGAUCUUAGUGGAUGCGCGGAAACCACUGUUUUUUGGAGAAGGCACAGUACUACGUCAAGUGGACACUAAAACUGGCAAACUGAAAAUUGGUACCUACACAGGCCCUCUACAGCAUGGUAUCGUCUACUCAGGAGGUUCAUCAGAUACUAUCUGUGAUCUGUUGGGAGCCAAGGGCAAAGACAUCUUGUAUAUUGGAGAUCACAUUUUUGGAGACAUUUUGAAAUCAAAGAAACGCCAAGGGUGGCGAACUUUCUUGGUGAUUCCUGAACUUGCACAGGAGCUACAUGUCUGGACCGACAAGAGUUCACUUUUUGAAGAACUUCAGAGUUUGGAUAUUUUCUUGGCUGAACUCUACAAGCAUCUUGAUAGCAGUAGCAAUGAGCGCCCAGACAUUAGUUCCAUCCAGAGACGAAUUAAGAAAGUAACUCAUGACAUGGACAUGUGCUAUGGGAUGAUGGGAAGCCUGUUCCGCAGCGGCUCCCGGCAGACCCUCUUCGCCAGUCAGGUGAUGCGGUACGCUGACCUCUACGCGGCCUCGUUCAUCAACCUGCUGUACUACCCAUUCAGCUACCUCUUCAGAGCUGCCCAUGUGCUGAUGCCUCACGAAUCAACAGUGGAGCACACGCACGUGGAUAUCAAUGAGAUGGAAUCUCCCCUUGCCACUCGGAACCGCACAUCAGUGGAUUUCAAAGACACCGAUUAUAAGCGGCACCAAUUGACAAGGUCGAUUAGUGAGAUUAAACCCCCCAACCUCUUCCCACUGGCUCCCCAGGAAAUCACACACUGCCACGAUGAAGAUGAUGAUGAAGAGGAAGAGGAGGAGGAAGAAGAAUAAGGAGGAAAACCAAAAUCCUGAGCACCCAUUAAACAAGUUCUGGCAGGACUCCCAGGAGCAAAGAAUGUCCUUGUUUGGGGCUCUGCUAGGGAGGGUGGGGAACUCCAUCAAAGGUAUGUCUGGAAAGUUUGUGAAGGCUUUAAAACAUUCUAACUUAGAGAGAUGCUUCUUUUAGCUUUGUGUAUCUGUAGUCUUUGCAGAUGGUUUGAAGUUGUAUUGGAAGAAAGGGUCAAAGUCAGUUUGAACUGCAUGCAGAUGGCUCCACGGUGGCUUGUGAUUCUGUUCCCUGUCUCUUCAUCACCGGUCUGUCAUCGGGAUACAAUAAGGGUGCAAAGGGUUUCACAGUGGAACAAGGAGGCUGGUGGCAAAAAUGUGAUCCAAAAAUGCUGUAUUGUUACAAAUUGUGCUAUUACUCCAAAAUCUAACUUUUUCAAUACAUUACACAGUAUUGUGUAUCAGUGGAGAAGUACAUUGUUUUCAUUAUCAAGUGGAGUCUUCUGUCAAGGUCCAGUUUCCUUUAGGAGCCUUUGCAUUUCCUCUGUAACUGGCAAGGCUGCUGCUACGUCAGUGCCUUCACAGGUAGCCCCUGCUUUGGGUGCCUCUGGAGUAGACUGUAGAGGGUUGAUUUUGAGGCAACAGUCCUCAUCCUUUCUAUAUAUAUAUUUUUUUUACUGACAACACAAAUGCUUGUUAUCUAAAAACAAUCUUCUCUUUACAAAGGGUUUUAGCUGAAAGAGGACAAUGGAACAGGCCCCUAGAAAGGAUCAGGAGGGGUUGUAUUCUGGUAGCCCGAGCAUUUUCAUCCAUGUGGGCUAGAAUUGUGAUUCCUGCUGUACAGCUGCACAUGCUUGUCUGGUGGGUUGAUGGCUCUGUUUUAGAAGUUGAAUACAGAGGAUGAGAUGAGGCUACUAAACAAAAGGCACAAUCAUUGAGAGUAAGUUUACUUUAGAAUUCAAGUGAAACUGAACUUAGAAUGACAAUGAAUCAUCACUGUGUCCAGGCAUUAUGAUGCUUCCCCAGUACGAGAGAAGUUGUUCCAACAUUUCCACAGUUGCUUACUUUAACCUUCAUACAUUUUCUUUCAUUCUUGUCAUUGGUCAGUAGGGGAGGAUAGCCUGGCUGCUCUAGAAUUCAAUAAAGCAUAAUAUUUCUCAUA